GUAUGGAAGCAAAGUAGCACUGAGAGGGCAGAAAAAAUUAGGGAUAGAAUAUUGAAUGAGAAAUGGUGGGAUCUUGUUACAUAUCUCCUAAGUAUCAUUGAACCCAUCAUGAGCAUGAUUUGCUAUACAAACAUGGAUAGGCCUUGCAUAGGUGAGAUUUAUGAUGGCAUUGAUUCAAUGCUUGAAAAAAUAAAGGUCACUAUAAAUGAAAAAGAGAAUGAUCCUCAGGAGAAAUUCUUCAAAGAACUGGAAGUAAUUAUUGUAGAGAGGUGGAAUAAGAUGACCACUCCUUUGCACCUUCUUGCCUAUGCCUUGACACCUAAGUACUAUAGCAAUCAGUUUCUUGAUAAACCAGGAAGGAUUCCACCAUGGAGAGAUCUAGAAGUAUCUGAUGGGUACAAGGCAGCAUUUCUUAGACUAUAUCCCGAUGAUGAUUUGCGAGAUGUUGUUACAAAUGAGUUCAUAGAAUUCGCAAAUGGGAAUGGUCUAAGUGUUGAUGCACUUCGUCAUAGAUCCAAGAAAGAUGCUCAUAGCUGGUGGUACUUCCAUGGCACAUGCUUCCAACACCUACAAUCCCUCGCUAUAAAAGUUUUAUCACAAGUUGCUAGUUCAUCUGCUUCAGAAAGAAAUUGGAGCACAUACUCUUUCAUCCACUCAGUAAAGCGCAAUAGGCUGCUAUCAAAAAGAGCGGAGAAUUUAGUAUAUGUGCAUUCCAACCUACGUCUUCUUUCACACAAAUAACAUGACUACACACAAGGGGAAACAAAGAUGUGGGAUAUAGA
Molecule: messenger RNA, 782 nt
Organism: Cryptomeria japonica (Japanese cedar)
Lineage: Eukaryota; Viridiplantae; Streptophyta; Pinopsida; Cupressales; Cupressaceae
Exons: 2
Coding region: 109-741 (210 amino acids)
Molecular function (GO): protein dimerization activity
Source: RefSeq, a predicted model, not a curated record